UGAACAUUUCUAGCAGUCCGUACUUCAGGAGUACAGAGCGAGGACCUGCAGACAGACGCACUCCAGGCGCAUCGCUCAUGGUGCAAGACAGAGCCACGGAUCUGCGAUAAACUCGCACGGUCUCUUCCCAGCUGCCUCGCCUUUACCUCGCUCCUUUAACCCGGAUUACUCGUUAUUUGAGCUCGGUUUUUUUUUUUUACGAUUCUGUUGGUGUGUUUUUUUUUCUUCUUCUUCCCACCCGAGAGAGAGAGAGCGAGAGAGAGAGAGAGAGAGAGAGAGAGAGGCUCGAUGCUUUUUUUGGUUUUUGUUUCCUUAAUGAAUCUCACGAAAGCAUCGCCGUUUCAUUAUUUCCUGUCAAUUGGGACAUGAUCACAUCGCCCUCGGCGUCUGUCCUGAAACGUAGUGGUGUUUGUGUAGCCUGGGAAAGCAGCAGUUCUCGGAAUAGCAGCUCAGCGAGCAUCAACAAGCCGUUUCUCCACUCCGCACCCCCGUCCGAUCCACUACGGCAAGCCAACAGACUUCCCAUCAAGAUUUUGAAAAUGCUUACCGCACGGUCGGGACACAUUUUGCACCCGGAGUACCUGCAGCCUUUGCCUUCUACCCCGAUCAGUCCGAUAGAGCUAGAUGCCAAGAAAAGUCCGUUGGCUCUUCUGGCGCAGACCUGCUCUCAGAUCGGCAAACCGGACCCACCGCCUUCCUCCAAAUUGUCCUCCGUAACAAAUGGAUCUAGUGAGAAGGAAUCUAAAUCUGGUCCUCUGAAAAUGAGUGACAUCGGUGUGGAUGACAAAUCUAGCUUCAAACCUUAUUCCAAGCCUUCAGAUAAGAAGGACUCGUCUUCGGGCGUCUCAAGCGGAGAGAAGUCUGGUUUCCGAGUGCCGAGCGCCACCUGCCAGCCGUUCACUCCGCGGACAGGCAGCCCCAACUCCAGCUCCUCCGCCUCCCCCAUGCCGUCCGAGGGCAAAGGCGGGGAUAGGGAUGACAAAAAAGAGUCUGAUUGUAAUAAAAAUGGCAACACGGAUGGCUCCGGCACCACCAGCCACAGCAGGAUAAGCGUGAGCUGUGGAGGAAUUAACGUGGAGGUCAACCAACACCAGGAGACGACGCCUGGCAACAAAACCUCCUCCUCCUCCUCUUCCUCCUCCUCCUCGGACUCCCCAUCUGUAACUUCUGUAUCCUCCGCGUCCGUUCUCGGGUCAGGACUCGUGGCGCCGGUUUCUCCGUACAAACCAGGGCAGACGGUUUUCCCUUUGCCCCCGGCUGGUAUGUCCUACCCGGGUAGCUUGGCUGGGGCCUACGCCGGCUACCCUCAGCACUUCCUCUCCCACGGAGGGGGCUUGGUGAACGCACAGCUGGCCAGCUCACUGGGCUGCAGUAAGGCUGGCUCCAGCCCUCUGUCCGGAGCUUCUCCCCCGUCCAUCAUGUCAGCCAGCCUUUGCAGAGACCCUUACUGCCUCAGUUACCAUUGUGCCAGUCACUUAGCGGGCGCAGCCAGUGCCCAGUGCUCGCACGAGUCCGCAGCUGCCGCGGCCGCUAACGCCCUCAAAUCCAGCUACCAGCUCAUGUACCCGACACACCCCAUGCACGGCGUCCACUCCUCGGCGCCAGCGUUUACCGGACACCCGCUGUACCCGUACGGGUUCAUGCUCCCCAAUGACCCUCUCCCCCACGUUUGUAACUGGGUGUCGGCAAAUGGACCAUGCGACAAGCGUUUCUCCUCUUCAGAAGAGCUCCUGAAUCACCUGAGGACUCACACGGCUUUUACCGGGGCGGAGAAGUUGAUUUCCGGUUACCCAGGGUCCUCGUCUCUGGCCAACGCUGCAGCGGCGGCCAUGGCCUGUCACAUGCACAUGCCGCCUUCAGGUGGCCCCGGGAGUCCCGGGACUCUGGCUCUGAGGAGCCCGCAUCACGCGUUAGGACUCAGCAGCCGCUACCACCCGUACUCCAAAAGCCCCCUGCCACAGCCCGGUGCCCCGGUCCCAGUCCCCGCUGCCGCCGGCCCUUACUACUCCCCGUAUGCACUGUAUGGCCAGAGACUCACCACAGCAUCAGCGCUUGGAUACCAGUGAGGGGGGGAAACAAAAAAAAAUAAGACUUUGAAGAGUUUAUAGUACUGAGAAUGCAAAAUAUAAAGACUUUUAUAUUAACAGCGCUAAACUUAUGGGCGGGAUCCGUGGACUUCAACUGUAUUUAUUUAUAUGUCUGCUUAAACGCAGGCGGUAAUAGCUGCAAAUGGAAAAAUAUUUGAGCAACUCAAAAAGUGCAUUAUGUUUAAACUGAUCUCUCUAUAGGUAAAAUGAAAACACACACAUGUUAGAGUACUAAUUAAAGUAGGGGUCUUCAUUUCGAUGUUAAUUUGAAAUUGCUAUGAUUGUAUUUGUUCUUAUUUAAUGUCUCAUUGAGAAGAAAAAUAAUUUACAUGCAUGUUUGUUUCUUAAAUUUCAGAAAUUGUCCACAUUUUAAAAAUUGCCGUUAUUUUUCAGGUGUACACCUUGGAAAGAGAAUUGGUAUUUUUUUGUAUGUAUUCUGGAAAAAAUAAGAAACAAUUCUGUUCCAUAUCUCCGUGUGCCUCAUUUUCUGAAGUAUUAUUCAGUGUCGAAAUAGUUGAAUUUAUAUUAAACUUUCAGUUUUUAAAAUUGGUUUGUUAAAUUAAUGGGGUUAAGAAACCUCAUUGAUAAAUUCCGCAACAUGGCCUAUAUACAUUUUCCUGUCAUACUUUUAAAAACAAUUAAUUUGAACAUUUGCUGAUAUAGUGUGCAUCUUUCUUUCUUUCUUUCAAUUAUAUUAGUUUGAAUGCUAAAUAAUUGAGAAGCUUUAAACGUUCACUUUUAUCAGAGCACGUGUUAAAAAGUUUAAAUUAAAUGCAACUUGAAUGAGAGUGGAAAUUGGUUGUGUGUGUGUGUGAGAGAGAGAGAAAUGCAUUGUGUGUGUGUGUGUGUGUGUGUGUGUGUGUGUGUGUGUGUGUGUGUGUGUGUGUGUGUGUACACAGUUAAUCGGGCUUUUGUAUGAGAUCAUUUAGUUUCGUGGUGGGUAAAGUUUAUCAGUAUGUUUUAUUGGUGUUGUAGCUUACUGGCUACUUUACCUGCAAAAAAAAAAGUUGGUCCAGGACAGAUUUUUCUGUAGUUUAUAAGCACAGCUGCGUUUUAAAUUGCUAAGAUUAAAAUAUAUCAAAACACAUUUUACAAGACGGGCGUUGACUUGAAUAAUUUGCUGGCUUUCAGAUUUAAUGCAAUAUUAAUUUUACAAGCGUCUUGGACCAGUGUGUCUUUUCAUUUCUGCUAAAGCUGUGGGCUGACAGCGAGCCUCUGAUUCUCCACCAAACUGCUAUUUCGACGUGGAAGCCAUUAUUCAUUUUUAUUUUACAUGGCUGGUAUAGGUUAUUUUUCAUUAUUAUCAGGAUGUUAUUAUUUAAUUUGCAUUUGAUAAUCUCAUCCACCUGUAAAUCUUAAUGUACACAGCACUACAUUUGUUAUUAAAAGAAAAAGAUCUUGUGCAAAGUUGUGGGAUUUUCAUGAAGGAACAAACA
Molecule: messenger RNA, 3523 nt
Organism: Anoplopoma fimbria (sablefish)
Lineage: Eukaryota; Metazoa; Chordata; Actinopteri; Perciformes; Anoplopomatidae
Product: zinc finger protein 503
Exons: 2
Coding region: 366-2066 (566 amino acids)
Biological process (GO): negative regulation of DNA-templated transcription
Cellular component (GO): nucleus
Source: RefSeq, a predicted model, not a curated record